AUGAAGCUUACCCUCGCACAAAUAGCUUCGAUCUUCGCAUUCUGUAACUACGCUGUUGCAGAGCCUAUCGUCGAACGUGACAACACCGCCAAUGCUCAAGUCGGUGGUCAAGGUAACACUUUGCAGCAACAGCAAGGUGUUGUCAGUGGACAAGGUAACACCCAACAGCAAGGUUCUGCAAGCGAUAACAGCAAUAUUCUUCAAGGCAACACAAAUAAUGGCAAUGUCAUCAUCAACCAUGGUAAUGCAUCAUACAUUACCCAGGUCGUCAAUGCCUAUGCCACCUACUGUCCAACAGCAACCGUCGUCGCCAAUAAGUAUACAGUUAAGACUGUAACAGCUGGUGGAUGGCACACUGUCACUGCUUGUCCGGCUGGUUGCACCAUCACCAACAAGCUUAAUACUCCACCUUCCGCUACUCCUGUUGGACCCAUCGUCUCUGAGAAUACAGCUCCUGCUUCCUCACUUGCAACACCUACGAUUCACUACUCCUCCUCAACUGCAAAGCCUACAAGCCACACUUCUUCAAUUGCCACACCAACAAGCCACACUUCUUCAACUGUAGAGCCUACAAGCCACCCCUCCCCCACCACCAAACCCACAGUUCCCCAUUCCCCAUUCCCCAAACCUACACAUGUACCCUCGAACUCUACCACUCCCGUUACAGUUCCAGCUGUUGUUAAGACCUCGGCUGUUGUCUCUAGUGAAACUCACAUUGCUCCUCCGGCGGAAACUUCGUCGGUUGUUGUUUUACAAUCUACUACGUUGGUUGUUAAGACUAGCUCUGCUGCUGGAGCCUCGACUCAUGCUCCGGUUGUUGUUCCAAGUAGCAGCUCGACUGGGAUUUUGACUCAUACUCCAGUUGUUGUCGUUCCAACUGGUAGCUCGAUUGGAGUUUCAAUUCAUACUCCAGUUGUUGUUCCAACUAGCAGCUCGAUUGUUGUCUCGACCCAUACUCCAAUUGUUGUUCCAAUUGAGACCCCAACUUCCAGCUCGACUGAUGUCUCAAUCUACACUCCAGCUGUUGUUCCAACUAGUAUUCCAACUAGACCCUCAACCCCAACCAACAACAACAAUGGAUCCGCAACAGCUACAGCUCCAUCCAGCACCCACACCCCCAAGAUUUUCGAGGGCACAGCCUCCAGCAUUAGUGCCAGCACCAUCGCAGCUCUCGCUGCUGUUGCUGCCUUGGCUAUGGCUUUGCGUUCUGGAUACACUCCUCGCUCGCUUUUUAUCCGUGACAAUCUUCCAGGAUGCGGAUAUAAAGGCGAGGGAGAUGUUUUGAUAUGUCGCUAUAUCAUGUAA
Molecule: messenger RNA, 1305 nt
Organism: Sclerotinia sclerotiorum 1980 UF-70
Lineage: Eukaryota; Fungi; Ascomycota; Leotiomycetes; Helotiales; Sclerotiniaceae
Exons: 6
Coding region: 1-1305 (434 amino acids)
Source: RefSeq, a predicted model, not a curated record